AUGUCAAAAUCUCUGUCAUGGAACGAUCUAAACUGUUCCAUCCAGCCGUGGAUUCGAAUCGCAAUAGAUUCAAUGGGAUUUGAGACUAUGACCCCUGUGCAAGCAUCAACUAUACCGAUGUUUUCUGGCAACAAGGAUGUUGUUGUCGAAUCGGUUACUGGUUCUGGAAAGACAGUUUCAUUUGUGAUUCCCAUUCUCCAGAAGCUAUUCCAAGAUGAAGAAAACAACUGCAAGCUGAAGAAAGGCCAUUUCUUCGCCCUAAUCAUUUCUCCUACAAGAGAAUUGUCUAGUCAAAUUCAAUCCGUAAUUAACUCUUUUCUGAGUUACUUACCUGAAGACAAAACUACUGUUCACUCUCAACUUCUUGUUGGAACAAACUCAGCAUCAGUGAGGGAUGAUUUAAAUGACUUCUUCGACAAAAGACCUCAAAUUUUAGUUGGGACACCAGGGAGGGUAUUGGAUUUUUUGAAGAAUGCUACAGUAAAAACUAGUUCAUGCGCAAUGGUUGUAUUGGAUGAAGCUGAUAAAUUGCUAGAUGUUACAUUUGAAAAGGAUAUCGAAAGCAUUUUGAAUUUUCUUCCUAAACAAAGAAGAACGGGAUUAUUUUCGGCCACUCUCAGCAGCGCUGGAGCCGACAUAUUUAAGACAGGCAUGACUAAUCCUGUAAGAAUUUCUGUAAAAUCUAAAAUGAGUGCACCGGGUUCCUUGAAAAUUCAUUAUAUGACUGUUAAACCCAGAAUGAAAUUGCAACUACUCGUCAGUAUCCUAAAAGAUAUACGGUACAAGAAGUGCAUUGUGUACUUUCCAACUUGCGUUUCUGUGACUUAUUUUUACUCCUUUUUAAAGUACCUAGGCGAGAACAGUCUCUUGAAUGAUGAUCUGCACAUAUACUCGCUGCAUGGGAAAUUGCAGACGAGCUCAAGAAUGACUACACUGGCAAAUUUUGUUGAUACUUUGAGUAGCGCCGUUUUACUAACGACAGAUGUUGCUGCGAGGGGUAUUGAUAUCCCAGAUGUUGACCUCGUGAUCCAAUUUGAUCCGCCAACAGACCCUGACAUGUUCCUACACAGAUGUGGAAGAACAGGAAGAGCUAACAGGAAUGGAAAGGCGAUCACAUUCUUAAAUGAGGGUCGGGAAGAAGACUAUGUUCAUUUUCUCAGAGUCAAAAAUAUUCAACUUGAUGAAAUCAUUCCCGAUGCUCAACCCAUAGACGGCUUUGAAAACAGGUUCAAAAAGUGGGUUUUGCAUGAUAGAGCGAGGUUUGAUCAUGGUAUCAAAGCAUAUGUGGCUUUUAUUAGGUACUAUUCAAAGCACAGCGCAUCUUCAAUUUUCAGACUCGCAUCUCUGGAUUACAUAGGCUUAGCGAAGCUAUAUGGACUUAUUCGUUUGCCCCGUAUGCCUGAAAUAACCAGAAAUAUCCCACAAGAUGAGAUACCCGAAGCAGGUUGGUUAAUUGAAAGCCCGAUUAAUUUAGAUGAAUUUUCAUAUUUGAACAAACAGAUGGAAUUGGCAAGGAUUCAAAACCUCGACAAAUCAAAGGAAGUCAGUGAUAAGAGAAAGCUAAAAUCUGAGCUGAAGAAGAAAAAUAUGGCUUGGUCGAAUAAGUUGGAGGCAAAAGAAUCGAAGGUGAAUAGAAAACAAAAGCUAGCUGCAAAGCGAAAAGCAAUCGAAGAGAAAAUUUCUCAGGAGGGCAGCGGAGAGGACAGCGCGACUGAAGAAGAUUGGAAAGAGCUGGUGAGGAAAAACAAAAGAAAAAAAACGUCCUCUGCUGUGCAAGGUAAUUUCGCAGACCUAUAG
Lachancea fermentati is the source of this 1797-nucleotide messenger RNA. The record is from the annotation of a GenBank genome assembly. Lineage: Eukaryota; Fungi; Ascomycota; Saccharomycetes; Saccharomycetales; Saccharomycetaceae.